Angiostrongylus costaricensis is the source of this 327-nucleotide messenger RNA. Lineage: Eukaryota; Metazoa; Nematoda; Chromadorea; Rhabditida; Metastrongylidae. The record is from the annotation of a GenBank genome assembly.
AUGUUUCUGGAUCGUCUACGUACUGCGCAGCCCAACAGCGCGUGCGUGGAGUCCUUCGACGUUACCGCCCUUUAUACAAAUGACUCCGCAAUGCAAGCCAUAUUCGAACUCCUUACACAACAUGAAGGAGAAAUGAACAUGUAUGGCUUCAAGAUAGAGCACCUGAUGGCACUCUUAAAAGAAUGCUUGAGCUGCUCAAUCUUCAGAUGGUCUGGAAAGUACUACGCUCAAAUAAGAGGAUUGGCAAUGGGACAACGACUGGGUCCAAGCCUUGCCAUUGCAUUUAUGUCUAAGGUGGAAGCACCGGUGACUGCUACUCUACUGUAG